Messenger RNA from Chaetura pelagica (chimney swift), 1008 nucleotides. It is a transcript of the gene SLC39A11, whose product is annotated as solute carrier family 39, member 11. Lineage: Eukaryota; Metazoa; Chordata; Aves; Apodiformes; Apodidae. Gene Ontology annotation, cellular component: membrane. Gene Ontology annotation, biological process: zinc ion transmembrane transport. The record is from RefSeq and is a predicted model, not a curated record. Gene Ontology annotation, molecular function: zinc ion transmembrane transporter activity. Bases 1 to 1008 code for a protein of 335 amino acids. The transcript has 9 exons.
AUGAUCCCCGGGCAGGGGCCGGUGCUGCAGGCGGUGCUGGGAACGCUGCUCACCUGGGGGCUGACAGCAGCUGGCUCUGCACUGGUCUUUGUGUUUUCCAGUGGGCAGAGGCGGAUCCUGGAUGGCAGCUUGGGCUUCGCUGCGGGGGUCAUGCUGGCUGCUUCCUACUGGUCCCUGCUGGCCCCGGCCAUCGACAUGGCCGAGGAGUCCGGCGGCUUUGGAGCCUUCGCCUUUGUGCCGGUGGCCGUGGGCUUUGCCCUGGGAGCAGCUUUUGUGUACUUGGCUGACCUGCUCAUCCCAGCACUGGGUUUCAGUGGAGCUCCCCACGCAGCGUUUGCCCUGAGCUGUGACCAACGAGCAGUGAAAGAGAAAUAUGAGCAAGAACCUGCUCAUCACCUGGACCACGAGAGCGAGUUGUCCAUCCGGAUAGACAAAGGUGAGAAUGGGGAGCCCUACCAGAGGAGGAGGGGUGUGGGGACCAGCCUGCCUGACAGCCCCCCAACAUUCCCCACUGCCAGGGACAGUGCCCCCCUGGCUGGCAGCAGCAGCUGGAGGCGGAUUCUGCUGAUGAUCCUUGCUAUAACCAUCCACAACAUCCCAGAGGGUCUGGCAGUGGGAGUUGGAUUUGGAGCUAUUGGGAAAUCAGCCUCUGCGACCUUCCAAAGCGCCAGGAACUUGGCCAUCGGGAUUGGGAUUCAGAACUUCCCAGAGGGCCUGGCUGUCAGUCUCCCUCUGCGUGGGGCUGGAUUUUCCCCAUGGAAGGCGUUCUGGUACGGGCAGCUGAGUGGCAUGGUGGAGCCCGUGGCUGGUGUCCUGGGAGCCUUGGCCGUGGUGGUGGCAGAGCCUCUCCUGCCCUACGCCUUGGGCUUCGCAGCUGGAGCGAUGGUCUACGUGGUGAUGGAUGAUAUCAUCCCUGAGGCACAGACCAGUGGCAAUGGGAAGCUGGCUUCCUGGACCUCCAUACUGGGAUUUGUGGUGAUGAUGUCCCUGGACGUUGGGCUCGGGUAG